AUGGCUUACAGCAGUGGUCUGGUUAUCUCUCUUUGCCUGUUUUGCAUACUGUCUGCCCUAGCAAAACGAGAGCUAAAUGUUGUUAGAAAAGGCAAUACAGAGUUCAUCCUUGAUUCCAUAGAGACAAGAAGUGAUCAUGAGUUUGUGGAGUACUUUGAAAAGGUGCCAGACUCCAAGGUUCUUUACACUUACCGAGUGGUUAAGUUGACUUCUGCCUUUACUAUUAAUAUUGUGAUUAAAGCGCUAAAAUCCCUGAGAAUCAUGUACAAAGUGGAGAACCUUAAGGGCUGCGAGUUUCUUAACAAUCCCUGGAUAUACAAAUUGUUUGGCGAAGCCUACAAGAAUCUGGUGGUAAAUGGCAGUUACCUUAAGUGCCCCAUCAAGCCGAAGAUUUACUUUCUAAAAGCCAUGGGUGUUAUGUACAUGAUUCCAAGAGUCAAUCUACCUGGAAGAUUUCAGCUGACAAUGCAUUUGAAAACACCAGAAAGUAGAAAGCCCUUCGUUAUGGAAAUGGUUUUAAAGUAUACCAUUGUGCGUAUAAAAUGAAGAGUUAUUUGUUUAUAUUUGAGUUAUUUAAUGACAUAAUAAGUUAUUUUUAAAGUAAAUGUUUGUAAAUGAUAAAACGUUUAGUCAAUUAAAAGCUCAUCGGUUGAGUUUUGGUUUUGGAAAUGAAGU
Molecule: messenger RNA, 675 nt
Organism: Drosophila eugracilis
Lineage: Eukaryota; Metazoa; Arthropoda; Insecta; Diptera; Drosophilidae
Exons: 2
Coding region: 1-546 (181 amino acids)
Source: RefSeq, a predicted model, not a curated record